This is a messenger RNA of Cherax quadricarinatus, 2604 nucleotides long. RefSeq names its product cGMP-dependent protein kinase for (gene for). Gene Ontology annotation, molecular function: cGMP-dependent protein kinase activity; ATP binding. Lineage: Eukaryota; Metazoa; Arthropoda; Malacostraca; Decapoda; Parastacidae. Gene Ontology annotation, biological process: protein phosphorylation. The record is from RefSeq and is a predicted model, not a curated record.
UUUGGGUGCGCGUUGGCACCCUCCAAGCUCCUUUACUCUAGUGUACCCGCGCGCAAGUCUCUGGGCUUCUCUUGGACCUUCUUCAGUUUCCCCGGUGUAAGUGACAACAGGUGUAAGACGUUAUGGUUGGUGCUUCGUGUGUGUUUUGUGCACCAAGUGUUAGUACGUUAUGUAUUCCAGUGGAUUAAUACAGUGUGAUUAGUGUGCAACAUUGUACCUUCUCUGGUACCUCCGUGUUGGAGUGUGUGAACUAUCAGUGUGGAACUGACAACCCAUUGUGGUUUGUAUGGGUAAAUGGUGCCAUGUUGACGACCCAGAGUGGUGUAUGUGGGGAAGUAAUGCUAUGUUGACGACCCAGUGUAGUGUAUGUGUAGUGAAGCCAAGCUGACGAACCAGUUCCUCCAUCAUUUUUGCGUGCAUGUGACAGCUGCGGCUUCGAAUUGCAGCUCCUGGCCUCGCUUCGGACAGCUUCUGGUCAUAGCUGUAGACCACAGCUACACCGCCAGCGAGAAAAGUGGACUGAUUCUGGCCUCGACUUGCGGCAGCGCCGAGAGACGGUGGCCAAGGAGUGAGUUCCCAGGCGACUGUCCAUGUUGUGUAUCCUAGGCGAGGAGGAGGAUGAAUGUGUGAGUGGGUUACGUAAUGCAGAAGUGGUUUAAGAGUCGAGGAGGCGGCGAGGGUGGCAGUGGUAGCGGAGGACCCAUGGGUCUCGGCAACUCUGCUAAGGGACGCGCGUCCCUGCGCGACACCCAGACGGCCCUAGCCGCUGCCCUCGAGACACUCACACUCAAGGACAAUGCCAUCAAGCGCCUGGAGGAGGAGCUGCGCGAGAAGGAGGCCACCAUAGCCGCCCUCAACACUCAGCUUGAUAAACUGCGGUCGGUGUUGCCGCCGCUGACCGGCCAGCGACCGCACUCCCUACACGGACGGAUAUCCCUCCGUUCCCUCACUUGCCGCAACAACAACAGUGAGCACCACAACCGCAAUAGCCUCCAGAAUGACCGCUACUACCCGCCGCCCUCCUCCAACGCCAGCCUCAUCGAGGGCGUGAGCGAGGGCGCCGAGGCCAGAGUGAAGAGGACAGCUAUCUCGGCCGAGCCUGCUGCUCAGGGCUUCGACGAGGGCUACGACCCUGAUUACGCCCCUGUGGUCGUCCCAAAGAGUCAGAAAUCCAAGGAGCUGCUUCGUCAGGCGAUCCUUGACAAUGACUUCCUCAAGAACCUGGAGAUGGGUCAGGUCAAGGAGAUUGUUGAGUCCAUGUACAGCGUGGAGUACGCGGCGGGGGCCCUCAUCAUCAAGGAGGGAGAUAUCGGCUCCAUGCUCUACAUCAUGGAAGAGGGUAAAGUGGAGGUGAGCAAGGAGGGCAAGCUACUAUGUCACAUGUCACCUGGCAAGGUAUUCGGCGAGCUGGCUAUCCUCUACAACUGCAAGAGAACGGCCACCAUCAAAGCCGCCACGGGAUGCAAGCUUUAUGCCAUCGACCGCAAGUGCUUCCAGACCAUCAUGAUGAGGACGGGACUCAUACGCCAGGCAGAGUACACCAACUUCCUCAAGAGUGUACCGACGUUCCAGACGCUGCAAGAAGAAACCCUCAUCAAGAUCGCAGACGUUUUAGAAGAGACUUACUACGGCCAGGGUGACUACAUCAUACGACAAGGAGCCAGGGGCGAUACCUUCUUCAUUAUCAGCAAAGGCAGGGUACGAGUCACCAUGAAGAGUCCAGGAAGUUUGGAGGAAAAGUACAUACGCAAUCUUGAAAAGGGAGAGUUCUUUGGUGAAAAGGCACUUCAAGGAGAAGAUAUCCGCACAGCUAACAUAAUUGCCGACGACCCUGAUGGUGUCACUUGUCUGGUGAUAGAUCGAGACUCCUUUAAGCAACUGAUUGGUGAUCUAGAAGAAAUUAAACAUUGUUAUGGACCAGUUGAUCUCUCUAGGAGGAAGAUGAAUGAAGAGUUCACCAAUGUGAAUUUGUCAGAUCUACGUAAAAUUGCAACUUUGGGUGUUGGUGGGUUUGGCCGCGUAGAACUAGUACAGAUUGCAGGAGACUCCAGUCGAUCAUUUGCACUUAAACAAAUGAAGAAGAGCCAGAUUGUCGAGACACGGCAGCAGCAACACAUUAUGUCUGAAAAAGAUAUCAUGAUGGAAGCUAACUGUGACUUCAUUGUAAAACUAUUCAAGACCUUUAAGGACCGCAAGUAUCUAUAUAUGCUGAUGGAGUCGUGCCUUGGAGGAGAAUUAUGGACAAUCCUGAGGAGACAGGAGCGUCCUGUGAUGUGUGGACUCGGCUUUGUAUCUCAAAAAAGAGACAGAGGAAACUUUGAUGACCCAACAACUAGGUUCUAUACAGCCUGUGUUGUGGAAGCAUUUGACUACUUACAUUCUCAAGGAAUCAUUUACCGUGAUCUCAAACCAGAGAAUCUGCUUCUUGAUCUCAAAGGAUAUGUUAAGCUUGUAGAUUUUGGAUUUGCAAAGAGAUUACAGGUUGGAAGGAAAAAAAGGCCCUUUCCUGUGGCCCCAACCAGAAAAAAGUUGCACCUAAAGUCAUUUAAAAACAAAGGCCAUGAUAAUAAAGCUACUACUGGUCCUUGGGGGUGCAAUGUUUGA